AUGGAUGAAAUAGAAAAACUCAAAGAGCAGCUUAGGGAAGAACAACGCCUUCGUGUGGCCGCCGAAAGCCGCGCUCUUGAAGAACAACAACAGCGUGAAUUAGAACAACACCGACGCGAAGAAGCCGAGAAACGCGCAGGCGCAUCGCGACCAUUAACACUCCAACAAUAUCUCGAAACAUGCCAUUCGCUCAGCCUUGCUAUCGAAAUAAUAACCGAUCGUUCCUUAACGACACAAGGGGACACGACGAACCCGACCGGCCGAAUUUAUCCUCGACGAAUUAUCCCCUGGACUACAUUCGCAAGAGAACAAGAAAAAGUCUGGGAUCAGCUUUCGUUAAGUCCCUCGUUUUCUUCCCGACCCGCCUUUCCAUCCCGACACCAGCUGGAUUACGUGAGGUCCCUGCUUCGCCCGGUCAGCAGCGAGAUUGGACUCCGAAAUUGCGAGCGAGACGUUGUGGAAAAUGCAGUCCAGAAGCUGAUGGACGCGACACACAACGAUUCAUCACUGAAGAGUCAUCUCGGCCUCGAUGGAACAGUGACCUUUGAAAGUCACACGAAUCUCGGUACUACCGAUGACUCCCUUUCCGAAUCGAUGGAGCAAGUAUCGAUUGGCUCCAGACCAUCCAGCCGAAUGACUCGACAACGUCGAAAGGCACGAGGGAAGGGCAACCGAGGGGAUCAGUUCUGCAUAUACCGGACCUCUGACGAUCAAAAUGUCCCCGUCGUCGCGAUCGAGUAUAAAGCGCCACAUAAGUUGAGACGCGGCGAGAUUGUCACAGGGCUGGCCUCAGAGAUCCAGCCGGAUCGUGAUGUGAUUAACCAGGAGGGUGAGGGAUAUGACUUCGCAGCGAGGCGACUUGCUACUGCCGUCGUGACCCAGCUUUACUCCUACAUGAUAGGUAAAGGCAUCCAGUACGGGUAUAUCGAUACCGGAGAGACAUAUGUUUUCCUCCACAUCCCUGACGACCCAUCCUGCGUCUACUACUCCGUCUGCGUGCCAAGCCUAGACGUCCAAGAUGACGACGAGACUCGACUCCAUCGUACUGCUGUUGCGCAAGCCUUUGCCUUUGUGCUUCAGGCCAUCCGAUCGCCGCCGCCCUGUCAAGCCUGGCAUGACGCUGCUGAGCAUCUCGAUACAUGGGCUGUGGAGUACGAGGAUGUAUUGCGGAGCAUCCCGGCAACAGAUCGGAAGCCGCGACGCGAGACUCCUUACAAGGCGCAACGGUGGAAAGGGUUUGCACGCUCUCCGAUCUGGACACGUUCCCGAUGCUUGCCACCCCAGGACGGGGCGCAGCAGCCAAGCGGUGACGACAGUGAUGACGAUGACGACGAGAGCCCUUGCCCAACGCCAAACCCAGGCGUUAGUCGCGGAGGUGCCUUGACCACCACAUCAACAGAUGUCAGGUCGAGUGAGAUGCAGGAGCAUGAUGGAAGCGCAGCCUCACAAGAGGGUACCAUCGUGCGACCAAACAUCCAAGAUCGGCCAUACUGCACGCACGAGUGUCUUCGUGGGCUCGCGUUCGGCGGUUCAAUAGAUGAGAAAUGCCCUAACUUGGCGAAUCAUGGCAACAUGCACAUCACCCUGCGCGAGUUUCUUCGUCUGGCGAAGGUUCAACUAGCAGUUGAUCGUGGAAAGGAUGCUGAUUGCGUGCCACUCUACCUAUCUGGAUCACGGGGAUCCCUCUUCAAAUUCCGUCUCUCGUCCCAUGGCUACACACUUGUGGCGAAAGGAGUAGAGGCCAUGGAUACCAAGCAUCUACGCUACGAAAACAAGAUAUACAGUCAUCUUCAGGACCUCCAGGGGAAGUUUGUUCCGGUUUGUCUCGGUGUUGUGCACCUUAUCAAGCCCUAUUACUACGAUAGCGGCGUGUAUGAAGACUUCAUGUUCCUCAGCUACGGCGGGCGACCAGUCUUGAAAGGUUUGGGAAGCGUCAAUGCAGACAUCGCCAACGAGAUUCUCGCCGCACUCGGUCGAUUGCAUCAGCAUGGAGUCCUCCACCACGAUGCAGAGCCACGCAACGUGCUCUACGAUAAACGCACUGGGAGAUGUAUGAUCGUGGAUUUGAUGCUGGCGGAGUUCCAUGACCGACAACCUCUUGGGCCCAUCAACGUCAAUGGUAGAAAUCGGAAGAGGAAAUGGGCGCCAAGAAAGCAUGAGAAGGACGUUUUCGCUAUUGAGGCGCAGUCCUUGCGAGCGAGCCUGACACAAUAG
Molecule: messenger RNA, 2214 nt
Organism: Fusarium redolens
Lineage: Eukaryota; Fungi; Ascomycota; Sordariomycetes; Hypocreales; Nectriaceae
Exons: 1
Coding region: 1-2214 (737 amino acids)
Biological process (GO): protein phosphorylation
Molecular function (GO): ATP binding; protein kinase activity
Source: RefSeq, a predicted model, not a curated record